This is a messenger RNA of Stereum hirsutum FP-91666 SS1, 789 nucleotides long. RefSeq lists its product as uncharacterized. The record is from RefSeq and is a predicted model, not a curated record. Bases 1 to 789 code for a protein of 262 amino acids. The transcript has 4 exons. NCBI's taxonomy places the organism in Eukaryota, Fungi, Basidiomycota, Agaricomycetes, Russulales, Stereaceae.
AUGUCAUCGCCUCCCGUCACAGCGGAAAACCUGAUUCAAAACGCCAUAGAAAAAUUAGUUUUACUGGAUGUCGUGCGUGAUUCGUUGGGACUGAGCAUACCGAUCGACCUUCACCGUCUCAACCUCCCUGUCGAUCUAAUACGCCCUCGAACACCGCAUAAUGAGGCGACUCCAAUUUUAUUCUUAUCCGCUGCUCCUACUCGCCCUCCAUCAUCUCUCCCUCCACCCCAUGAUAUUACACUCCGGACUUCAGUCGCUGAGUACCUUGGCAGCGGCCGAACCGGCCUGGUUUAUAUCCUCAGUGAUCCCGUUCUCUCAGACCCUAACAAUAAACUCCCCGAACUCGUCUUCAAAUUUCCUCGCUCGCAUCGAUGCGCCGAUAUCUACCGCGAGUCGUGGUUCUACGAGGAGAUGGAGCGUCUUCAAGGUGUAGCGAUACCGAGGUGUUAUGAACGCUUGGGCUGCCGUCUGCCCAUCGGAAAACCCAUCCCUGCGGAUGUACGGGAAGACUUGCACACCCUCAUCGCAGAGAUAGGGUACCUUGCUAUCCUCAAUUCGCAGGAUAUCCGACAUGCAAACAUUCUAGAAGCGCCGCAACACCCUCCUGGCCUUGCGAGUAUCUCCUCGCCGUUCACUCACCGCACCCACGGCUGGCGCAUCAUCGACUUCAAGAUGACAGCAAAAAGCAUGAUGACACCUACUGCUCUUCGACAAGCACAUAAGAGCAUGCUCAGGCCUAUUCUGGAUGGGCUUGAGAAAGGAUACUAUGCCUGGGAAUCGCCGUUCUAG